Molecule: messenger RNA, 3669 nt
Organism: Alosa sapidissima (American shad)
Lineage: Eukaryota; Metazoa; Chordata; Actinopteri; Clupeiformes; Clupeidae
Gene: fgf13a
Product: fibroblast growth factor 13a
Exons: 5
Coding region: 987-1730 (247 amino acids)
Biological process (GO): animal organ morphogenesis; positive regulation of gene expression; positive regulation of protein phosphorylation
Cellular component (GO): cytoplasm
Molecular function (GO): growth factor activity; fibroblast growth factor receptor binding
Source: RefSeq, a predicted model, not a curated record
ACGUUACAUGGUAUACACUGUUUUUUUUUUUAGAUAGCUACAGGCAGUUUUAAUUUCUCACAAGAGUGGCCACGGCAACAUAAUAAAGAGGUAGAGUUGUUACACGAGGGGUGCGCUGCCGCUGACGGAGUCUCCAGAUGACGUUAUUGUAGUCCUGUAUCUCCGUCCGUCUGCCCCUCGCGGUAUUCCUCUGAGCGGGAGGCAACACAGAACACAGUGCAGAACGCUUCUCUGCCUCUUUGUACAGGAUAGCGCAUUUUAUAUGAAGCCCCCUACUCUGUGCUGUGACGUGACAGCCGAAGAGAGGCAAUCAAAACAUGUAAUCAGUCGUUCCUCAGUAUCCAGUAUAUCCAGUCUAGCUUUCUCUUCUUCUGUUAUGGGCAUCUAGGGGAAGCAUUAACUAAUGGCACGCUCAAAAAUCACGCGACGAUGGAUGUGCUCUGUCGUUAUUUGCUAACAGGUGUUUCUACUCGCUGCGCACGAGGAGUCCUCCGGUGUCACCUGCAUCUCUGUUGACUUUUGCGUGAACCUUGGGUUUUUGUGGGAUAGUGCAAAACGUUUUCAGCGUUCGGAAGAUUGUAUCAUUAGUUGCGAUGCUCUGAUAAUGGCAUAGAGUUCACGGGAGACCGAUGCCUCCCGCUGCAGUGGUUCUGCUGCAUGCACACUCCUUAACAUGUAUCUUAUGUUUUUUGAAGAAAUCUGCUUGAUCGGAUAGUGAUGCAGCAUUUUCAACAUGCUCUCAGUAAAGAUGGCAUUCUAAGCGAGAACUUAUAAGAAACAUUUGAACUCUUUGAUUUCACAUAACGUCUGUUUUAAGAAUCUGUCUCGUCGUUUUGGAGGUAACAAUGACUGCAUUGUGCACUUGAGUGCUGAAAUGGAUGUCGAGGGUGCGUAAAAGCACGAUUUUUGAGCAAAACACCACUCUGUUUGUGGGGCGACGCGCAGCGUAAACUGGAAGUUUUCUUUGGAUCACCGACAAACUGGCUAUGGCUGCUGCGAUCGCCAGCUCCUUAAUUCGGCAAAAGAGGCAGGCGAGGGAGCGAGAGAAGUCCAACGCAUGUCGCUGUGUGAACAGUCCGAGUAAAGGGACCAAAGGGACGUGCGAGAAGCCCAGCAGGCUAAGCGUCUUCUCCCGGGUCAAACUCUUCGGCUCCAAGAAGAGGAGACGAAGACGACCAGAGCCCCAGUUGAAGGGGAUCGUCACAAAGCUGUACAGUCGACAGGGCUUCCAUCUGCAGCUGCAGGCAGAUGGGACCAUCGAUGGGACGAAAGAGGAGGACAACGGCUACACCAUAUUCAACCUCAUCCCCGUGGGGCUGCGGGUGGUGGCCAUACAAGGUGUGCAGACCAAGCUGUACCUGGCCAUGAACAGUGAGGGCUUCCUGUACACAUCAGAACACUUCACUCCUGAGUGCAAGUUCAAGGAGUCUGUGUUUGAGAACUACUACGUGACGUACUCCUCUAUGAUCUACCGACAGCAGCAGUCAGGCCGGGGCUGGUACCUCGGCCUGAACAAGGAGGGCGAGAUCAUGAAAGGGAACCACGUGAAGAAGAAUAAACCCGCCGCCCACUUCCUCCCCAAGCCUUUGAAAGUGGCUAUGUACAGAGAGCCUUCCCUCCACGACCUGACUGAGUUCUCACGCUCCGGCAGCGGCACGCCCACCAAGAGCCGGAGCGCCUCGGCCGUGCUCAACGGGGGCAAGGCGGUCAGCCAGAACGAGUCCACGUAGCCAGGGCAACCGCUGCCCACGACUACCACCACCACCUGCCACCACCGCCCCAUCUAGCAACUCCCACCCCCUGCGCCACGCCUUCCACCUGUACCUCCGGCCGCUCUGAGACUUCAACCCGACUUCUCUUCUUCUCAAACACGCUCUCGGUGGUGCAGGACAGCAGCAACACACAUAUACUCGACACUGUUAAGCUUUUUUGAGUUUCCUGUCACUCUGCGCCACCGUCACAGUAAGCUCAUUUAAAAAUGAUGACGUUAGGUAGUUGUAGAGUUUUUAAGAAAUGUACAAAACACAAAUGGGGCAUUUCUAAGUUUGGGUCACCACUGCAAACAACUCACCAAUGCUCUUUUUCCAUUUUUCAUUUCUCCAGUAGAGUCUGACAAAUUUAGACACACCUCUGCAUCGAUUUUUUUAUUAUUAUUAUUUUCUUAUGGUUUUAAUUGGGAUGCCGUAAGGGCAGUUUGUGGGGGGUGUAGCUGCUCGGUGCAGUGGUAAAGAAGCGCCCUUUCCCUGCCCUCUGUGUCCUUCGCGCUGCCCAAAGGACGAAGCCGCACUCGCGGUUUGACCCGCUGCGGUGUGUCGAGGCCAGCCGGCUAAUGGUAGCUCUCCCGCCUUUCCUAGUGCACUCGCUUAGAGACGCAGCGCUCGUCUCUAGCAUGGGAAUAUAAAAGCCUGCGCUCAGCCGACCUGAUGUGAAAAAGACGGGCAGCUCAGCUGAGCACCCUGAGUGUUGUUUUUUGUUUUGUGUCUCGUUUGUGUCUCUCUCUCAGGAGAGAGGGAGAGACCAUGGCUCUACAUUGCUUGCUAACUUUUUUUCAAAUUAGCGUUGAGCCUUUUUGUUUGUUUGUUUGCUUCCCCCCCCCCUUUCCUGUUGUGGUCCAUCCCUCUGUACUUUUGUGCUUUUGUUCGGUCUGUGAUACUAGAAGAAAGGAAUUCCAGUACACCAAAGAGUGUCCCUUUAAGCGGUGGAACCACGCCUGUGUCCACUCACAGCAGGAAGUGAAUGAAUUAUUUUUCUUACCGUACAUUUAAAAAAAAAAACUUGAGGUGAAUAAAAGUGCUUAAAAGAGAAAGAUUUAAUUGCUAACUGGCUGUGGGUGUCAAUGGCCCAGUAUUCUAGAAAGUGCUUUUUUUCUGUGCUGGUACACUCCGAGCGAAAGGCAUGAAGCAACUGUUCUAUGUACUCUCCCCCUCCUCCUGUCUCUCUGUCUUGUCACGUUGAUUAUGUCAGUCUGUCCCCCCAAAAUGUCUUUGUUUCUCUGUCUCUCAGUGAUGAUGUCAUGCCUUACCCCCCUCUUCCUCUCUCUCUCUUUCUCUCUUUCUCUGUCUUUGCUGACUUUGGUCACCAUAUACGGUGUUAACUCGCCAACAUAUGGUGAAAGCUCCCACCCAGGACUCUGUUUUCGUGUAUGAGUAACUUAUCGUGGUGACAAUUUUCUAUAUUAAGAAGAAAAAAAAAACUGUGGAAUUUUAGGUGGCUUAACAUUUUAUAGGAUAUGUCAUAUUUGUAAAAGUGAAAAAAAGAAAAUCUUGAAAAAAGGAAAAAAAAUCCCUCUCUUGUACAGGGCAUGGACAAAUGAAGUUGUGUACAACAAAGGACCCUUUUCUGGUGGGCUAUGUUCUCUCUCCCCGGUCCCAUUCUUCAUCCAAGUGCCGGGGAGGUUGUUUUCUUCUGUUACUUUUGACUUUUCUUUGGUUUAAGGUGAACAUAUCUGUUGCAUGGGAGACAGCAGGGACGCCAGGACUAGAGCUGCAUGAUGUACUGUAGGCUAUGUGUAUUAACCCAUGUUGGAUCAUGUGUUCCAAACUACCACAGUUCAAACCAGAAAACCACAUGUACCAACAGGCAUUCAGCCUGGUACCUUCCAGGUGUUUAUUAUUUGUUGUAUACACAAAAUGCACUGAAUAAAAUGUUUAUAUUAAGAUAUACUUUUAA